Aspergillus puulaauensis is the source of this 1473-nucleotide messenger RNA. RefSeq lists its product as uncharacterized. The transcript is spliced from 5 exons. Gene Ontology annotation, molecular function: transmembrane transporter activity. Gene Ontology annotation, biological process: transmembrane transport. Lineage: Eukaryota; Fungi; Ascomycota; Eurotiomycetes; Eurotiales; Aspergillaceae. The coding region runs from base 1 to 1473 and encodes 490 amino acids. The record is from RefSeq and is a predicted model, not a curated record. Gene Ontology annotation, cellular component: membrane.
AUGAGCGAAGUCGAGAAGGCUGCCACCAGCCAUGCAGACCUGCCUCAAAAGGCCCAGUUCGAGCACGAUGAGCUGUACCAGGCCUACGCAGCCAAGAGCGACGAAUGGCACAAGCAGAUGACCCGCCGGCUGAUGCGCAAGGUGGAUUUGCAUCUCCUGCCCCUGCUCGUCGCCAUGUACCUGCUCAACUUCCUGGAUCGAAACAACCUCUCGCAGGCCCGCCUCGGAACCCUGGAACAGGAUCUCGGCAUGUCAGGCACAGACUUCAACCUCGCGACCAGCAUUCUCUUCGUCGGAUACCUACUCAUGCAGCUGCCGUCGAACCUGCUCCUCACUCGUGUCCGCCCGUCGCUAUUCCUGGGUAUCGCGAUGGGCAUCUGGGGCGUCAUCUCCGCUUGCCAGGCGGCCUCGCAGUCGUUUUCCGGUCUAGUUGUCGCGCGCUUCUUCCUGGGUUUCGUGGAGGCACCUUUCUUCCCGGGCGCUGUCAUGUUGAUGUCGAGCUGGUAUACCCGCCAGGAACUGAGCUACCGUAUCGCCUGGUUCUACGCAGGAAGCUCCCUCGCAAACGCCUUUGGUGGGCUCAUUGGUGCGGGCGUCUUGGGGAAUCUGCAUAUGUCUCAUGGUAUCGCUGGCUGGCGAUGGCUGUUUAUCAUCGAGGGAUGCAUCACCGUCGCCUUGUCGCUGCUCAUCCCAAUCCUCCUCCCCAACUACCCAGCCACAACCAGCUGGCUCGAAGACGAAGAAAAAGCCUACGCCCAAUGGCGCCUCAUCAACGACGCCGGCGAAGCAGACGACACCAGCGCCUCCUCGAUAAAGGAAGCCCUCUACGCCGUCUUCACCGACAGGCGCAUCUACCUCUUUAUCCUCCUCCAGCAUGCGUCUCUCCUCUCGCAGACAUUCCAGUACUUCUUCCCGUCCAUCGUGCAGACACUGGAAUACGGCAACAUCGAGACCCUCCUCAUCACGGCCCCUGUUUGGAUCGCGACCUUCCUUGUCUCGCUUGUUGUUACCUGGACGUCUGGGAAGACGAACGAUCGUAGUAUCCAUAUUAUCUGUCUGAUGGCUGUUAGUAUCGUCGGGUGUAUCAUCUGCACUGCAUCGACGAACAUCGGUGCCCGGUUCCUAGGGAUGUUCAUGAUGCCCAUGGGCGCCGUCUCCGCAUACCAAAUCAUAGUCGCCUGGGUCGCAAACUCGUUCCCACGCCCACUCGUCAAACGCUCUGCCGCAAUCGCCACGGCAAACAUGAUCGGUAACACGGCCAGUAUCUACGGCUCUUAUAUGUGGCCGUCUUCGUCGGGCCCGCGGUAUGUCCCUGGCGGUAGUGCGACGGCAGCGGUGGCGCUGCUGGUUGCGGGGAUGGCGUAUGUGAUUCGGGUUGUGCAUGCUAGGAUGAAUAGGGAGUUGGUAAGGAGGGAGGAGGAGGUUGAUGGGAGUGAAUUGGAGGCACCCAGGGGAUUUAGGUAUAUUCUUUAG